AAGACUUAAGACGAAGACUACUAUUCCCAGUCUACCUCGGCCGAAACACGUCUUCGUACUUCGUUUCCUUGCUCAAACUCGCUAAUAUGGGAACUUCGAACCAGGACCAGGGGAUUAAAAUUUAGAAAAAUGGCUGCAGAGCAUUAAAGAAAAUCAUCAGUCGCGACCGUAGCGUGCAAGCUGCUUAGAUAUGCAGAACAUUAUUCGAUGAUGAUAUCUGAUAAUGGAAUCGAAGAUAACGAAGACCACGGAGAUGAUGUCCGAGUGGCCUUGCCGACGAACAAAUACGCUGUCCAAAGAUGGAUCGAAAAUUUUCUAGGGUUUCUUGUCUGUCUACACUCAGACUAUUUGGCCGCUCCCGAAACUUCUCAGUGCAGGGAAAAAUGCAAGGAAUUAAAGAGUUUUACCAUGAAGACAAAAGAAAAAAUAUUUCCCACAAAUCCCAAAUCCACUGAGUUACACGAUACUGAAGAUGAUACGAAGAUGUUGGAGGAAUUUAUCGCAUUUGUUACUUCAAGAUGUCAAGAAGAGUUAGAUGCUGCAGAGAAAACUGUUGGCAAAAAAGAUUUAGAUGAUGAUACAGGAGAUACUUUUUACCAAAAGCUAUUCUACUUGGUAAACGGUGUGCAUGAAGGCUGUUCAACCCCCCGAAACGAAGAGGCAAAAAGUAACAGAAAUCCGUCAUCGAAAUUAAAUAGUUUGGGGCAAACCGCCUGCAGCCUGGAACAAAGAGUAAGUGAGUUGGAAGCAAUGCUUGAACAACAGGAAACCACGUAUCAAGAAAAAGUUUCUAAAUACGAAAGCGAUAUCGCAGAGCAUUUGGCAAGAAUCGGUUCACUAGAGGAAAGCUUAAGAAAGACAGAGGAAGCCUUAAAUGAAAUAGCCACUGAAUAUUAUGGUGUCAAAGCCGAAAAUGAGAAGAAAAAGAAAGAUGCUAAAUUUCGAAAACUACUUAAGCUAAACCCUGGCCCAUCCACCAGUGAAGAUUCACAACCAUCGGGUAGUGAAGAAAGCAACAUUCACGUGACUAUUCCCAAUCCAGAACGUCAAAUAAUUAUGGAGGAAUCAUGUGCCAUGGCUGAGCAAACCUUGACGAAUGUACCAACAAACUCCGUCGAACUGCACAUGUAUAAUACAUACAAACUAUUGUUGCUACGAAUUUCGGACAUGCUAUUGCAGCACGAUAAAGAAAUGCUUCAGGAUUGGGCUACAAGUAAUUACUCCGUUCAAGAAUCCGAAAAUGCAUUUCAAAUUUUGGUUCAUUUGGAUGAAAAGAAGAUCAUCAGCUCGUCAAACUUGCAUGUACUAAGAGAUUUCUUCGGUACGAUUACCCGCUAUGACCUUGUUCACAUCAUCGAGAAUUUCAUCGCCGGAGAUUUCAGCCUCCUACGCAAGACCCAAUCUACUAUAAGCGUCAGAAACCGAAGCAUUCGUGGUAACGGGAAUCUCAGACUUCAAGCGUCUGGUUCUGUUCCCCUCCAACAACGUACCACGAGUAAAAGUCCAAAAAUAUCCGUGGAAGAAAUUCGAACAGGAAUGAAGGUAGCAAAAGUGCCAGAAGAUCGAUCGGUGCAGACCACGAUAGGUGGGGGGACAAGGAGGCCAGUAGUCGCUGACAGCGCUUACAAUAGCGCAGACAGCAGAGAUACGGGCAGUAACAGCAAGAAAUUCUCUAAGCCGAAACGUGCACCUGAUCCAGAACAGCAUCGCCUAGAGAACCAUCACAGUAUCGACGACGCAGGCCCUUGGUUGUGUGAUCAUUACAAAAGGCGAUGUUAUGUGAAAUUCGAAUGCUGCGAAACGUUUUGGCCAUGUCAUCGUUGCCACAACAACAGAAGCGAGUGUGGUCGAAAGAAGUUGAAAUCUCGUGAUAUCACAUUAAUAAAGUGUAUGCUUUGCCAAAAAGAGCAACCGUUCAACGAAAAUUCACAGUUCUGUAACGGCUGUGGUGUUAAAUUUGCGGAAUACUUCUGUGGUAGAUGCAAGCAUCUCACAGGAACUGAUGAUAACCCAUAUCAUUGUGAAAAAUGUGGGAUUUGCAGAAUCCACGGAGAUCGAUCAUUUCACUGUGAUGUGUGUGGUGUUUGUCUGGAUGUGCAACUGAAGAAUAACCAUAAAUGUCGCGCUGGCUCGGCCCACGAUGAAUGCUGUAUUUGCCUUGAGCUAGGGUGUCAGGUUGGAAUGCUGGUUCUGAUCCACACAUUUCACGAAGCUAACACAGGUAUCUGUCGGUUAAGUUAAAUUCAUUUUACGGCAUUUGCCAUAAACACAUCCAACAAAGUUUACAUAAAGUUUACAUAAGCCUACACCGUAUUAGUUCUCGAACGCUGUUCCAAGGUAAACGUUCAAAAAUCGCCUUCUUUUCAUUUACUAUAAAAUAUAGCGGCAAGUUAUCGUUCCAUGUAUUCCCCUGGUCACUUGGGUAGCUGUAAGCCUUUUGAACGAUUGGAGAUGAAUGAUAUCCCCAAUAGUUUAAAGCAAUGUUGCCGUGACAGUCAAAAUAAAACGAAAGAAAUUUCAGAGGCGGAUAAAUUUUGUUCAUAACUUCGUGCAUGUUU
Messenger RNA from Dendronephthya gigantea, 2558 nucleotides. RefSeq lists its product as uncharacterized. The record is from RefSeq and is a predicted model, not a curated record. Gene Ontology annotation, cellular component: nucleus. NCBI's taxonomy places the organism in Eukaryota, Metazoa, Cnidaria, Anthozoa, Malacalcyonacea, Nephtheidae. The coding region runs from base 208 to 2241 and encodes 677 amino acids. Gene Ontology annotation, biological process: regulation of apoptotic process; ubiquitin-dependent protein catabolic process; protein ubiquitination. Gene Ontology annotation, molecular function: zinc ion binding; protein binding; ubiquitin protein ligase activity. The transcript is spliced from 7 exons.